Messenger RNA from Teleopsis dalmanni, 1216 nucleotides. Its product is annotated as torsin-like protein. Gene Ontology annotation, biological process: cellular response to misfolded protein. The transcript has 4 exons. The record is from RefSeq and is a predicted model, not a curated record. Bases 123 to 1163 code for a protein of 346 amino acids. Lineage: Eukaryota; Metazoa; Arthropoda; Insecta; Diptera; Diopsidae. Gene Ontology annotation, molecular function: ATP hydrolysis activity; ATP binding.
AUAUUUUUUUCCUUACUGUACAAUUUUUGUAAUAUAUCUGGAUUUAACUCAAUUUUCUAAACAGAAAAUAGCGCCACCAAAAUUGGUAUUUUAAGUUAAUAUUCUUUUAGUGAAUUCAGAAAAUGCAUAUAAUUAAACUACAUUCGUCUAAGAUACUACGGGUAGCAACAUUUUUAAUUUCUAUACAAAAUGUUAUUUGUUUCAUUGAUCCAGUGUCAAUGGGAGUUGGAAUAAUUAACUUGUUCCCAUCAAUUUACAAUGGGUUAGUAGAUAAUACAUAUUGUAGAUAUUCCGAAUGCUGCAAUCAGAGAGGAAUCCCAGCUAAUAUAAAAGAGCUAAAAACGCGAUUGAGCAAUAAUUUGUAUGGACAGCAUAUAGUGUUACAACAUCUAAUACCUGCUUUGCAAGCGCAUUUCAGCCCAGAAAACAACUCACGAAAACCUCUUGUUUUAAGCUUUCAUGGAACCCCAGGCACCGGCAAAAACUUUGUAGCUGAUCAAAUUGCCGAAGCAUUAUACGAAAAAGGAGUAAAAAGCAGAUUUGUUCAUAAAUAUUUGGGUAGAGCCGAUUUUCCACUAGAAGCCAAUUCUCAUAUUUACAAAGAAAGAAUUAAUCAAGAAGUGCGGAAAGCGAUUGCUGAUUGCCCUAGAUCAUUAUUUAUAUUUGAUGAAGUUGAUAAAAUGCCCGAAGGAGUUUUUGAGUCAUUAACGUCUCUUGUAGAUUACCAUACGUUAAUAGACAAACAAGAUAGUACAAAAGCAAUAUUUAUAUUUUUAUCCAACACGGCUGGUGUUUUAAUAUCUGACCGUUUAGGAAAUGUUAUAAAUUCCGGAACUCUACGAGAUGACACUAGAAUUGGACAUUUUGAACAAAUAUUAGAAAAAGCUGCUUACAAUUUAGAUGGUGGCAUGAAAAAAACUAGUUUAAUAGAAGCUCAUGUGAUCGAUCAUUAUUUACCUUUCCUGCCAUUGGAAAAGCGACAUAUUGUUAAGUGUGUAGAAACAGAAUUUAAAAAAUGGGGUUCUAAACCUAAGGAAAAUGUAGUGGAUUCAAUAAUUAAUGAUGCUGUUACAUAUGAUCGAACUCAUGGGUUGUUCGCGACGUCAGGCUGCAAGACGUUAGAUAAAAAAGUUGCUGUUGAAGUUAUGCAUCCCAUUUAUUAAUUAAAUAGUUUGUUAGUAUAUUUGAUUUUAUAAUAAACAUAUUUUUACUCUUA